This is a messenger RNA of Gossypium raimondii (Peruvian cotton), 1970 nucleotides long. Its product is annotated as vacuolar fusion protein CCZ1 homolog B. Gene Ontology annotation, biological process: vesicle-mediated transport. Gene Ontology annotation, cellular component: Mon1-Ccz1 complex; intracellular membrane-bounded organelle. The record is from RefSeq and is a predicted model, not a curated record. The coding region runs from base 138 to 1718 and encodes 526 amino acids. The transcript has 11 exons. NCBI's taxonomy places the organism in Eukaryota, Viridiplantae, Streptophyta, Magnoliopsida, Malvales, Malvaceae.
AAUUACUCCUUCCACCUACGAUUCAAAGUUCAUCUCCAAACCGCAAGUCUACUCGCUCUUGUUCUUUGGCUACUGAGGAUCUGAGAAGCUUCGUCGCCAAAUUUUACAGAGUUCAUUGAAACAAAUUAGCUAGUUUCAUGGGUUUGUCGUCUAUUGGCACUGCUACUGAAGGCAUGCAACUCUGCAUAUUUGAUUUGAGAAGAGGCCAACACGAAGGGCAAGAACUUGAUAAAAUUUUAUACUUCUUUCCUCCUGAUUUGCCCUUUUCGACUCAACUCUCUGUGAUUGGGCUCAGCGAAGGGCUUAUUACAUUCACGCGAAUUUUCUCUCCGGAGGCUGCUUGCGAGGUUAUAGAGGCAGAGAGGCACUCUCAUGUCUUUUACGAGGCAGAGCCAGAUAUUUGGAUGGUUAUGAUAGUGGAGAAAAGUAAGGAGCCGGAAGCCAUAUGGCGGAUUGAUGCAUUAAGAGAGGUUCUCAAGGAAAUUCACUCUCUUUUCAUGAUGUUUCAUGGAUCUAUUAGAGCUUUGCUUGACAAAGAACCUGGCGGAGGACUAACUCGUGCUCAUUUAUACCCUUUCAUCAUGGAUUAUCUAAGAGCAUGUCAAAAGCUGUCUCCCUUGGAUGAGUGCUGCUGGGAUUUUCUGGUUGGGAAGAAACUCCUGUUGCCAUCAUUCCGUGACUGUUUAAAGGAACGAAGGACUGUACAGAUGCUAACUGUAGGACGAGAGGCUGCAAUUGAAGUUCAGACACUUGUCAGACUAUUAGAAUCUUCUGCUGGCAACGCACCAUGCUCCUCGCUCAUUUUAUUUCAAGACUUGCUCGUGUCCACAACACUUUCUCCUGAGGAUACCGUAAACUUGUUCACGUAUGCGGUUUUAAGGCUAACCCCACUUGCUCUAUCCUCUGGAGCAAGGUCAUGGUCCUAUUUACGCAAGGGAAACACUUCAUCACAUGUUACUGCUGGAUCUACCUUGGCCCCCUCUGGAUCUGUUUCAGAACAAUUUUAUGGUUCACAAGAUACUUCUCCUGCUGGAGAUAAUAGAUACCGUGUUAUAAGGCCCUUGCAGCAUGACAAGUGGUCCAAAGGGAAGGAUGGUUUUCUUAUCACUGAUAUUUGGGGUGUGGAUGUUGGUGGCUCAGAUGUAACCACUCCAAUAGUUUGGCUACAGCAUACGGAGGAGAGGAUGUAUCUAUGUGCUUAUCAGUACAAAAGCCUUACGUUGAUCCUUCUUAUUCCUCUUUCUUCUAUACUUAAUGGGGAGCAAGGUGUUUCAACUGUGAAACAGCAACUUCUUGAAAAUGCCUCACUGAAGAUUUUGAAAGUUGAAGAAAAGUUGUCAAAGGGAUGGGGUGGAGAGAAUGCUUAUCAUGUCAGUGGGUAUCGCUACUUGAUAGUGGAUGGUAACAGAGACAUAUCCAGGGCUUCACCCCCAGCAAAGGUUACAACAUUAACAAAGGAAUCUUUACUUGCCUUAAAUAGGCUUAGAGAAGAAGUAGAUGCUGAAAAGAGUCGAUCAAAAUGGGAUAAUCCAGGUCGUGACAAAGAUUUGGAAGUGUCCAUUAGAGCGAAAAAUAAUGCUUGGGCCAUUGCUCGUAUUACUGGAGGGAAGGAACUUUAUAUGGUUUUAGAGAAAGCUAAUGAAACUCUCCUCUAUGCGUCAGAUGCUGUUGAGAAAUUCAGUAACAGAUAUUGCAGUGGAGCAUUUUCUUUGGACUAGUUAAAAAGUGUCGAGGCAACUGUAUUAGUAUAGCUAUAAUGAAAUAUUUAUGUGCUGUAUAAACGUUUCUUUCACUAGCUUUGGCAACCCUAGCAGAUGUUACAAGGUUUGCUCAGUUUUCACUACUGAUUUUUGUGGCAAAAAAUACAAAAAUAAAGCUAAUCAUCUAUCAGUUGCAUGCAAAAAAUGCAAUUGGUGAGUUGAUGCAUGUAAUGCAAGGUUGUUUAUUGAUUUAUUUAUUUUUCUGGAGUA